Molecule: messenger RNA, 1432 nt
Organism: Hemiscyllium ocellatum (epaulette shark)
Lineage: Eukaryota; Metazoa; Chordata; Chondrichthyes; Orectolobiformes; Hemiscylliidae
Product: P2X purinoceptor 4-like
Exons: 12
Coding region: 88-1245 (385 amino acids)
Biological process (GO): response to ATP; monoatomic cation transmembrane transport
Cellular component (GO): plasma membrane; nuclear inner membrane
Molecular function (GO): extracellularly ATP-gated monoatomic cation channel activity; purinergic nucleotide receptor activity; ATP binding
Source: RefSeq, a predicted model, not a curated record
CGCGGCAGAGUGGGAAGGAUUUGGCUUUGUGGUACUGUAGCAGCAAGUUGGGGAGAUCUAACGUUUUAUUUGACAAGAAACUGAACAAUGGGAAGCUGUUCUUCAGUUUGUGAUUUUAUCCUGGAAUAUGAUACUCCCAGGAUCGUACUUAUUAAAAACAGAAAAGUAGGGAUGAUAAACAGGGUCGUUCAGCUCGCAAUCCUUGCGUACGUUAUUGGGUGGGUACUUGUGUGGCAGAAAGGCUACCAAGAAUUUGAUUCCACUAUUGGCUCGGUUACAACCAAAGUAAAAGGUGUUACCGUUAUAAAUUCAACUCCACAUGAAGAAUACAUAUGGGAUGCAGCUGAUUAUGUUAUUCCUUCACAGCAAGAGAACUCCUUCUUUGUUAUGACUAAUUUUAUUCUUACCAAGAAUCAGACGCAAGGUCGGUGCCCUGAGUUGCCAAAUGAAAGUACAAGAUGUAAAUCAGACAGUGAUUGUGCAGCUGGACAGCACAGUUCCCAUAGUAACGGGAUUUUAACUGGAAAAUGUGUCCACUAUGAUGUAAAUGUGAAAACUUGUGAGAUUUUUGCUUGGUGUCCUGUGGAGAAUGAUACAGUUAUUCCCAAUCCUGCAAUUCUUGGAGCAGCUGAGAACUUCACAGUGUUAAUAAAGAACAGCAUUACCUUUCCUAAGUUCAAUUUUUCAAAGAGAAAUAUUUUGACAAAUGCAACUGCAACCUACUUAAAAUCUUGUAUAUUCAAUCGAAAUACUGACCCUUUCUGUCCAAUAUUUCGUCUUGGGGAUAUGGUUCAAGAAGCAAGAGAGGAUUUUCAAAAAUUAGCUGUUCAGGGUGGAGUGAUGGGGAUUUUAAUAGAGUGGAACUGUAAUCUGGACCAAUCAUCAUCUAAGUGCAUUCCAAAAUAUGUCUUUCGGCGCCUUGACAACAGAGACUUUGCUGCAACAGUAUCGCCUGGGUACAAUUUUAGAUUUGCUAAAUACUUUGUAAAUUUGAAUGGAAUAGAAGUAAGAACAUUGUUCAAGACGUAUGGAAUACGAUUUGAGGUUGAAGUUUUUGGACAGGCUGGAAAAUUUGAUAUUAUCCCUACAAUGAUAAAUAUCGGAUCUGGGUUGGCAUUAUUAGGAAUGGCAACAAUCUUGUGUGAUAUUAUUGUCCUGUACCUCUUAAAGAAAAGCAAAUAUUAUAAAGAAAAGAAGUACAAGUAUGUUGAAGACUAUGAAUUGGGGAUUGAAUCAGAAGAUUAAAGGAGCCAUACAGAAUUCUGGAAACAAACUGACUUCUAUCCUGUGAACUUGAAGUCAAAAGACUGGUUUUCUACCUUGGGCCUUGGCUAUCAGGUCCACUUUAAAACUGUAAAUAAAUAUUAUUGAGUUUUAUCUAAAGAGUUUGAUCAACAACUUGAAAUUGUUUUAAAAAUGAUUAAAGACUAAA